AUGCAACUUGUACAUAAUCCCGACUUUCACAUCACCUUGGAAACGGAUCACAUAAUUCUACAUGGCAGUGUAGAAGAAUCAGCUGGUGUCAUAUUAAGAGGCUCAGUCAUAUUAAACUGUCAAGAAACAACCAAGGUCAAGUCUGUUUCCUUAAAGUUUAUCGGGAAAGCAAAAGUCAACUGGACUGAAGGACUUGGAUCCCAUCAAAAACAUUAUAAAGACGAAAAGACGAUCAUCAAGCAUGAAUGGAGUUUCUUACCGCUUAAACGUAAAACAUAUCAUUUACCCGAAGGACAUUAUAAAUGGGACUUUGAAAUUCCUUUACCCGGUGAUCUACCGGAGACCGUAGAUCAUGAAUUAGGUCAAGUAUACUAUCGUCUAAAGGCAGUCGUCGAGCGACCUACUUUCUCUAUAAACUAUACGGAUCGAAAAUCAAUACGCGUCUCUCGUAUGCUCCUCUCCUCCUCCCUCGAAUUGACACAGCCUAUGGUGAUCUCCAAUACUUGGGUGGAUAAAUUAAGCUAUGAUAUCAGCGUACCAAGCAAAGUAUUCACUAUGGGAAGCACUAUACCAAUUACAUUUGCUUUAUUGCCUAUUGCGCCUGAUUUACAAGUUCGAUCUGUCUCUUGCGUAUUAAAGGAAUAUAUCACGCUAACAUGUGCUGAUCAUUCAAAGAUGGAAGGAAAAGUAGUUAAACAUUUGAGAGACGAGAGCUUUUCAUCAGGACCAGAUGCAUGGACAAAGACAGAGCUACUACCAGUGCCCAACGUUCAAUCACAUCAAAUACAGACGGAUUCAAUUUGUGAUCUCUUAAAGAUUAAGCACAAGUUGAAAUUUACAGUAUCACUAGAAAACGCAGAUGGCCAUAUAUCAGAACUUAGAGCAGCCAUUCCAAUCGUGAUCGCAGAAGUUUCUCCAGAAGAUGAGAACGCCUUACCUUCCUAUGAGGAUGCUUGGAGGUCAGCACCAUAUGAUCCACAGCAAGUCGCUAAUCUUAUCGCAAGAGGGGAUUUACCACCGUCUAUUGCAAUUUAUGCACCGAAUGCUGCUGCUACAGUAGCCAAUAGCACGCUUAGCUCUUCAGAUACUGAAGAUGAAGAGUCCAGUACUCGUCCUUCGACUCCAACAAGUACUCAAAUGACCGAUCCAUGGGAAGGUAUUGAUCUGUCUAGAGUACCUUCUUAUACAACAGCCAUUAGGUCAAAUAGGCUAUAUAGUUUCUCUGGGACAUUGCCUGGAUAUGAAGCAGUUGUAGCCACACCAGGAAGAGCAAGAGACUAA
Rhizopus microsporus ATCC 52813 is the source of this 1281-nucleotide messenger RNA. RefSeq lists its product as uncharacterized. Gene Ontology annotation, biological process: ubiquitin-dependent endocytosis. Lineage: Eukaryota; Fungi; Mucoromycota; Mucoromycetes; Mucorales; Rhizopodaceae. Gene Ontology annotation, molecular function: ubiquitin protein ligase binding; protein-macromolecule adaptor activity. The coding region runs from base 1 to 1281 and encodes 426 amino acids. The record is from RefSeq and is a predicted model, not a curated record. The transcript has 4 exons. Gene Ontology annotation, cellular component: cytosol; plasma membrane; cytoplasm.